AUGAAGGAAGCCUCUGAGUCGAGCCAAAAAGUCACAGGACGUCACCUAAAGAGCAAUACCCCUACCCAAAAAGAUGAUGCACAGCUGAAGGGCAGUGGAAGCAAUACGGAUGGUACCGCCCCGCCAAUUUCGGAUAAUGGAAGUGACGCAGCUACGACUCACGCCAGAGUCCCCAGUCAUCCGCGCAAAAAGUGGCCCCCUCCAGCCCCAGAAACACCGAACACAACCCCUAAAUACCCAGACGGGAUCCAGUUUGACGGCCGAGGAGCGAAGGCCUUCAAUGCGAUGUUGAGCGGUAGGACAGGAACCACAAUCCACUCAUAUGGCUGGAGUCGCCCACUGAGGAGGAACAGUUCCAGCAGCAAAAAUGACGCCACCGAGACGAAACCCGCGCGGUAAGAAGUACCAAUCGACUUAGCAGUAGUAAUGCAACGGUGGGACAAUUACCCAGGAAUGAAUCACCUGAAAUUCUAUUGGGAAUAGCAGUUUUUUGAGAUCAAGAUUGGACAAAGUUGGAAUGAAGUUGGGCCAGAAUGGUAUAACACUUGUUUAUCCUCAGAUUUUUAUUGAAGCUAAUAGUUUGGAAUUUCUAAUUAUUACAAAUCGCUAUUCUUGUCUACAAUGUUCGUUGCACGCGUUUAUUGCAACUUGAAAUUUCAAAGCAGUUUAGCAAAGCUCUGUGAGGUGGAUGAAUAUCA
This is a messenger RNA of Histoplasma capsulatum G186AR, 698 nucleotides long. RefSeq lists its product as uncharacterized. Lineage: Eukaryota; Fungi; Ascomycota; Eurotiomycetes; Onygenales; Ajellomycetaceae. Bases 1 to 399 code for a protein of 132 amino acids. The transcript has a single exon. The record is from RefSeq and is a predicted model, not a curated record.